AUGAGGGGACAACUUCUACUUGGUGUCAGUCAGAAAGUAGUGGAUGAUUUUUCGACUGAGCUGUUGGAAACUGUUGAUAGACUUCUUCUCAAGAGCAUUCCACCAGAGUUUGGCAUGGGGAAGCAUCGACAUACAACUGCUUCCGAUGCUUGGAGCAUGCUCAUCACAUUGAACAGUGAUGCCUCUUUGAAUGAAGAAUAUUGUCAUCCCCCUUCUGGCGGAAAUGCUUCCAAUUCAGAGAGAAUCUCAACUGAUUGCCCGUCUGGUGAGAACGUAGUGAGAGCUGAUGAUAUUAUCAGUAAAACUUACAGUAUUCCAGACUGUUGGCACACAGCAUUAACUGGAAAGGGCCAACAAUUUGAAACUGCUAUAGAUUUAAGACUAACGUUGCAAUACUAUUCCAUAGAGAAAAAGUUUGACUACGACUUUGUAAAGAAUGAACCUAAACGUAUCCGAGUUAUUUGUCGAUAUAAGGAGACGUAUGGUUGCCCUUGGAUGCUGUUUGCAUCCCCUGUUCGACCUGAAAUCCGCCCAAAGGAUGUGCAAAAGGAGUUCCUCACUCGAUAUGGAUUGAGACUUGAAUACAGUAAGAUAUGGUGGGGCAAAGAAAGAGCGCAGGAGGCUAUGUAUGGUGAUAGUUAUGAGUCUUACGAUCAAUUAAGAUGGUAUGAGCAAAAGGUGAAGGAAACAAAUCCAGGAAGCUACAUUUGCAUUGACCAGAAUGAAGGAAGGAAAACGUUGAUAAUUGGAGCUGGUUCCUACAAGGCUUGUGGUCUAUACUGUAAUUGCAUAUGUGAUCAGGAAAACGUUGAUAAUUGGAGCUGGUUCCUACAAGGCUUGUGGUCUAUACUGUACGAAAGGCCAGACCCAUACAAUCCUCCCCAUCAACUGGUUAUUAUUUUUGAUGCCGACAAGGGAAUCCAAGAAGCGGUAAGAGAAUAUUUUCCUGAAGCAAUUCACUCAAGAUGUGUUCUGCACCUGGUUGAAAAUUUUAGAUCUAAGCUAAAGGAUUUGGGAAUGAAAGCAAAGGACACACAUGUUUUGGGGAAUUUGCUCCAAUCAGCUUGCUAUAAAUACACUGUUGCGGAAUGGAACGGCUACAUGAAGGAUAUAUAUGAGAUGUCUCCAGCUGCAUAUGAGAUUGUAAAUAACUACUCGCCAGAGCAUUGGGCGAAUGCCUUCUUCCCUGGCAUUAGAUAUGGUCAUGUAACCUCUAACGUUGCAGAAUCCUUUAACAGCUGGAUACGUGAAGCUCGGAUGCUGCGUAUCCUGCAAAUGGUGGAGCAUAUCCACAAGCAAAUUAUGACUCGCAUGAACAACAGACGCAUAAUGGCUGAAAAGUGGACAAGCUAUCUUUAUCCUAAAGCUGAGCAGAUUGUUGGAGAACAUAUGGAAAGAGGAUCUACGUUAGAGAUUAAGCAAUCUAGAGAUGAUAUAUUCGAAGUGCAAUCACAGAGAACCACUCACGUUGACUUGGGGAAGAAGACAUGCACUUGCCGUGCUUAG
Messenger RNA from Asparagus officinalis (garden asparagus), 1506 nucleotides. RefSeq lists its product as uncharacterized. The transcript has 6 exons. The coding region runs from base 1 to 1506 and encodes 501 amino acids. Lineage: Eukaryota; Viridiplantae; Streptophyta; Magnoliopsida; Asparagales; Asparagaceae. The record is from RefSeq and is a predicted model, not a curated record.